This is a messenger RNA of Fusarium falciforme, 690 nucleotides long. Its product is annotated as HET domain-containing protein. The record is from RefSeq and is a predicted model, not a curated record. The coding region runs from base 1 to 690 and encodes 229 amino acids. NCBI's taxonomy places the organism in Eukaryota, Fungi, Ascomycota, Sordariomycetes, Hypocreales, Nectriaceae. The transcript has a single exon.
AUGGCUGGCAUUGCAUCGCAGCUCAGCAAGGAGAGAAAAGGGCGCUAUCUGGCUGGUCUGUGGGAGGACUCCCUCGUCUCUGAUCUAUGCUGGCAGACCUUUGGCGACGAGAGGGAGAGGCCAGAGACGUUAAAGAGCGUGCCGACGUGGUCGUGGGGUUCUGUUUCGGGGCCCAUCGCCGGCCCGUGGGAUCGUGUCCACAGGACGACUUUUACAGUCAAGGUUGUUGACAUUGACUGCGAACCCAAUGGACCUACAUUUCUCGGUCGCCUGGAUCACGGAAUACUAACCUUGGAGGGCUACGUAGCUCGGGUAAAGAUAUUUCCUCGCGGAGGACGUGGGCAAGGGUUUCCGAGAAUCCAGUUCACAAACGGAGAGUGUCGUUCCUCCAGUCCAUACAAGUUCCAGUUCCAACCCGACGUGGAAGACUGGACGAUGAAGACUCCAGAUUCUCAAGUGCUGGCUGUGGAGAUGGGAAAGACUAUCGAGGACGGGCAAACCCAAGAGGCGAAUUACUUGAUCCUGCAGCCCGCCGAAAGAGGCGGCGGUUUAUUUGAACGGGUUGGAAAGGUUUGGGCGGCAGCAGUAGGAAUUGACUCGAAGGGGACGAGGGAGGAGCUAGGCCAUGAGAUGUCAUUCCCUGGCUAUUUCGUAGACGAAGCUGUUGUUGAAAAGGUCCGAAUAUGUUGA